This is a messenger RNA of Apis cerana (Asiatic honeybee), 5320 nucleotides long. It is a transcript of the gene Sesn, whose product is annotated as Sestrin. Gene Ontology annotation, cellular component: nucleus. Gene Ontology annotation, molecular function: L-leucine binding; oxidoreductase activity, acting on peroxide as acceptor. The record is from RefSeq and is a predicted model, not a curated record. Gene Ontology annotation, biological process: cellular response to leucine starvation; negative regulation of TORC1 signaling; positive regulation of macroautophagy. NCBI's taxonomy places the organism in Eukaryota, Metazoa, Arthropoda, Insecta, Hymenoptera, Apidae.
UUUUUAAGUGUACUUUGAAAUCGGGAGUGAUGAAUGAAAGAUUCGGGUAAACACAAACAAAUCGAGUGUUUGAAUAAUUAAGUGAUAAAAGUCGUUUGAAGGAAUCAGGAUAAUCAUACGGUUCAUCGAAUUUGAAAUUUCUCGGAUCUAAAGUGAUCGAUAUCGAUAGAAACGUUUAUACGAUGUUUCUAAAUGGAAACACGUUUCCCAUGCAGUGGUAAAGACGAAUGUCGUUGAACUGUCAGUCGGUCGGGUACUUUCGAUCACCUGUAAAGCAACCAAUGACCGCGUUUUCGUAAAACGUCGUUGUCUCUUGAUUGAAAGAAACUCGCCGGUAUAUCAAUGUGUGUGUUUUUCAUUCGAAAAAAAGAAAUGAAGAAAUGUCAGUGUGAUUGCUGAAUCUAUAAAAAUGCGUUAAAUCACCAAUGAAAACGACGCGCGGCAUGACACCGUUAUUGCUUGCAAAUUGACUCGGUUUUCCGUGAAGCUCCGUCGAGGUCACCGCGCCCGGCUGCAGCUGAGCUCCCAGCUGACGAAUGGAGGCUGCGACCGGUUCGCCAUGUUCCUUCUUUUUUUUUUAAAGGCCACCUCCUUCUUUUUCCCUUUAAAUCGCCUUUCACGUGCUCCGCGACCCUCCUUGCUGUUCUCUCUUCUCCUCCUUCACCUCCUCUUCCUCCUUCUCCCUCUCCUUCAUCGCCUCCUCUCCUGGCUUCUUCUGCACCGUUUCCUCCUAGAAAAUCGUAUUGUUCGUGGUGUACGUCGUGCGCACCCGAGAACGCUCGACUUCGCCGAACCAGUUCCGAACCGUUUCUUUUGUGCGUCUCUUCUUCGUGGCACAUUCAACCCGCGCACUCUCCGCGGCACCACGAUACUGGCUUAUGUCUCAAGGUGACACGAUACGGUGCAACGCGCGCGAUUUUUCGAGGGUGUAUCGUUAUUUUUUCUUAAAAUCAUAUUUCGUGGAUCGUGUGAUCUAAGCAUUGCUGCGAAGAAUAAUCAAUCGAUGUCGUUCGCACGAACGAAUUCGAUUCAGCGAAUUAUACAGGUCGACGUCAAUCGUUCAAAAGUAGUGUUUUCUUUUUGAUUCUUGAGAUAAUAAUGUGUAGUGUCUCUCGUUCUUUUUCAUACAGUUCUAAAUUUCGUCGUGCAUCGAAACGUCCAAUGGAUUAACGUCGCGGUGAACAGGAGAGACAAAGGGCAGUUCCGUUCCAAUUGGGAAUUUCGAAGACGUUUCAGCGUUAGGAAUCGUUCGUAACGAUGUAAAGAACAAUGUAACACCGUUGCCGUUGCCAUAUAACCGCAACACACGUGUGGAGAAUAUAAAAAAGAAAGAAAGAAAGAAAGAAAAAAAGAAAGAGAAAGAAAGGCGGAAGAGAGAGAGAGAGAGAGACAGGGAACGAGAGGGAAGGAUAAUAAUCGGUGAAGGAAAGGCGACGCGAUCGAUCGGCUCCUCAAAAGAAGCGCCCGAUCGAUCGUUUCCUUUCGAAGCUUUGUUGCACGGUGUUAAUCGCGGAAGCUCAAGUGACAAGAGCCCGAUCGAGCAAGGACAAAACGGGAAAUCCGAGGGAAACUAACACCGAGUCACCCUUGUAUCAUAAGCAGAUUAGAUUAGAUUAAAUUAAAUACCGAACGCUUCUCGCUUGUCGUUAGAAUCACGACGAACGAACUUGUAUAUCGUAUAUAUACGUGGUGUGUAGUCUGAGAUACGGCCAUAAAGAUAGAGGGAAAGAGAGAGAGAGGGAGAGAGAGAAAGAGAGAAAGAGAGAAGAUUGAAGUAAUACAUACGUACACAUUUAUAUAUAUAUAUAAAAUAUAAAUAUAUAUACACGCAAACACACACACACACACACGAGUAAAAUCAAGAAGGGAAAGUAAGACGAGAUGUACAGAGAUCCGAACAGUUCCUCGGGAAGCGGCACCUCCACAAAGGACGACGAGGUCGAGAUCGUUAGCAGAUUUUUAGCGCCUUUGUGCGCGAGAGAUGAGGCUGCCAGAAACAUCGCCUUGGCGGCGGCCAGGAACACGGUCGAGGGAUGGCUCGGAGGGGUUGGUAGUCCGAAUCAUUCGGACGACACCGGUGAGAUGGAGGAUUCGGAGAAUCUGGGCGGGAAGUUCAAGAGCCAGGAUGGAAGAUACGACAUGAACAUGGACCGAUCACCGACCAAGUCGGCACCGAAGAACGUCCAGCCUCCUCUCCAGCAGCCUCUGCUUCAAGACACGUUCAGGACGGAGGGUUUCUUUCCUCAGAGCGUCACCGAGAAUCCCGCAUUCCUCGAAGAUACCAGCCUCGACUGUUCCGAGAGAUAUCCGUCGGGCUCGUUCGAUUGCGUGGACGGCCGUCUUGGAAACGAAACGGGCUACGGUACACCGAACGAGAGGCGAAGAUACGUGGCCGACGUGGAUAGUUACAGAUCCGGCCACUCGACGUCGUCCGACGAGGGGAAAGGUUUCAAGAUCGAUUCUCAGGACAGGUGUCUAAGGUUUAAGGACACGUCGGAGCCACGAUUCGGCUCGAGCAGCGAGAGCGAGAGGAAAUACCUCGGGUCGUCCUCGAGCGAGAGAUUGAACGAGGCGUGUCUGGAGGAUAGGCCCAGAGCGAAGAACUACGUGAAGGUGAAGGGGGCGAAGCAGAAGCAGCUCGAGGAUGACGAGCUUGACUCCGAUAUAAGGAUCUACGGGAAGAGCCCGAAAUUCGACGAGAACUUGGGCGCGAAUUUCGACCGCAGGAAUUUGAACUUCCGCCCGAAGGGUGACACCCUGCCGCGGGAACGCCUCUGUUACGACAGUGUGGACGAUGUCUCUUUCGACGAGACCGAGAUGACGAUCAGGAACCGGGACGGGGUUGUGUUCAACACUCUGGACGGUUUCGAGAACGAGAACGCCAACGAGAUAUAUCACAGACAACAGGACGACAAUCGUGCGGAGGACACGAAGUUGAAGAACUUCGAGAUCUAUCAGGAUGAGACGUUGGACGACGGCAGGCUUCGUUGCACGCGUGCCGAGUUGCCGCAAGAUUAUUUGCGGAAAAACGAGGAACGGAAGUUCAGCGCUGGACAGAUCAAGAGACCACUCUCCCAGGACGAAGAUGUCUCUUCGAAGAGUGGCAGGGUGCUGGAGAGUCCUGACGUCACGCCCGGGGACGUUGGUAGGAUGCUUAAUCUGGGGAAUGCUCUGGAUGGGCCGAGGCAAGCCCAGGCGAAUAAGUAUUUGAGCCUGGUGACGUUGCAUCUACCGGUGAUAUUGAGGCUUAGCGUGAACUGCCCCUUCCAGAAUGUUAGGAUCAAGUGUGCGGAGAUUCUGGAGAUGGUUAAGGAUAGAGGACUUCCAGUACCAGUACCAGCUUUCGAUGGACCUAGUGCCUUCGUCCCUACGUCCGAGUUGCCAGAUUUGAAUAAUCUUGAUGAAAAGACUCAUAUCCUGUUGAUGGAUGCGUUCCUCCAGAACAACAGGCUGGAUCAUGUCUCCAGGGUGAUGGCCUCGCAUCCCUCGUACUUGGAGCAUUUUCUCCGCACCCAACAUUUCAUCCUGAGGGGUGACGGACCACUUCCUUACGACUACAGGCAUCUCAUCGCCAUUAUGGCUGCUGGUAGACAUCAAUGCAGCUAUUUAAUAAACCUGCAGAAAGGGGAGUUCAUCCUCCAAGGCGGUGAUCCAUCUUGGCUUCGUGGUUUGAAGUCGAUUCCGGGAAAGCUACAAGAUCUCUAUGAGAUUAAUAAGAUUUUAGCUCAUAGGCCGUGGUUGCUGAACAAAACGCACAUAGAGAAACUGACCAAAGGCGCGGACAGUUGGUCCUUGGCCGAGGUCGUUCACGCGAUAGUUCUUCUGGCCCACUUCCACUCCCUUUCGUCUUUCGUCUUUUCCUGCGGUAUUAACGAAGAGCUGGACAACGUAGCCGGUCAUCAUUACAAAGAGAACGUCCAGGAUAAUAGCAAUAACGUACCAACUGCCAAAGACAAACUUUCCAGUAGUCCCAAGAAGAUCCCCAAUGGCGACGGCAAGACUGAAAAUAUGCCAUCGCCGCCAUCCUCGCCGAGCAUAGUAGGUGAACAGGAGGUCGGCGUGGAGGCGCUCAUGGAACGUAUGAAGCGGCUUUCCGAGAAGUCGGAGUCGUACCAGAUCACGCAAGAAGAAUUGUCCAAGAGAUUCGAGACCGUGGAAACGCAGUCCGCCGAGUUGGCAGCCGCGCCCCAGAGGAGUAGUUCGGUCCUCGACUCUGACAUCGGUCAUUUCAUCGAAGAUCCUACGUUCAUCUAUCAGGAUUUCGCCAAGCGUGGCCAAUUGAGCGACAUACCCACGUUCCGCGUGCAAGACUACUCAUGGGACGAUCAUGGUUAUUCAUUGGUGAACCGUCUCUACAACGACGUCGGUAAUCUGCUCGACGACAAAUUCAAAACGGCGUACAAUCUCACCUAUUACACGAUGGGCACGCACAGCAAGGUGGACACGUCCCGUUUCAGACGGGCGAUCUGGAAUUACAUUCAGUGCAUGUUCGGUAUCAGACACGACGAUUACGAUUACAACGAGGUUAACCAGCUCCUCGAGCGCAGCUUGAAGACGUUCAUCAAGAGCGCCGUUUGUUACCCUGAACGCGUGACCAAAAGGGAUUACGAUCGCGUGAUGAGGGAAUUCAAGCACAGCGAAAAGGUCCACGUGAAUCUGAUGAUCCUGGAGGCAAGAAUGCAAGCCGAGCUACUGUACGCGCUUCGCGCCGUGAUGCGAUAUAUGACCUAAGCGAAGCAUCGUCGCCUAAGCUCUUUCGUCUACUUGCUGUCUGUCAGUUUGUCGUCGGUUUAUUUUAUCGUGUAACUCGCGCCACGGAUAUUCGCGAGUCGUCAUUGCGGAUUCUGCACGGAAAGGAACGAGCGAACGAGACACCGAUUCUCACAUUCAGUAUAUUAAGAGAAUGUAUCUUCACCACACGUAUCCAUCAUCUACACAUAAUUAUCUUUAUCCAUCCAUAAGAGGAGAGAGGAGUUCACGUUACGAUGUGUACUCGCACGUACACACGCGUAUGUAAUAAAACAAACACACACACACAUACAUACAUACAUACACGUACACAUCUCACACACGUAUAGAGAAAGAGAGGGAAAAACGGCCCAAACCCGAAUUGUCCAUUGUGAAAGAUCGUUGCAGGGUGUCCGCCGUUUGCUCGUAACUUUAAACGACCGAGAAUUCUUUGAUGAGUCAGUGCUGAAUCUGGAAGAAGCAAUCGAAACGGAGAGGGAAACCGCGGGACGCGUGGAAGAAGGGAGAAAAAUUCGACGCGAUAUGCGUCGCAUACACCGACGAAUGUUGAUCGAUCACGACAAAAAAGAAA